Molecule: messenger RNA, 1080 nt
Organism: Trichobilharzia szidati
Lineage: Eukaryota; Metazoa; Platyhelminthes; Trematoda; Strigeidida; Schistosomatidae
Source: the annotation of a GenBank genome assembly
AUCAAAUUCUAGAUAAGUGACCUACAAGUACUUAGUCAUCGCAUCAGUGCUGUUUAGCUUUUAUCCGCUGUCAGUAUCGUCGCUUUACUGAUAAUCAACCAAGUUACACAUGGUCAAUAAUGUCAGACUUAGCAGUAUGCCGAUUUGCUUAUGAUGGAGUAGUGACAUCAGUUGUGAAACUGUUAGAAUCCGAUGGCAAUAAGUCACACGUUGAUCAGGUUCUACUAUUUGGCUACUUAUAUCUCUCUACGUAUUAUAGGCUGGAAGAAAUCCUCUUCACUGGGCAGCGUGUGGCGGUCAUUUAGAAUUGGUGAAAGUUCUUUUGUCCAGAGGAUUUGAUAAAGACAGCAGAGAUCAUUCUAACUGGACUCCUCUAAUGAUUGCUGUAUCUGCUGGUCGAGAAAAUGUAGCUUCCUAUUUAAUAUCCCAUGAGAAUGCUGAUGUCAACGUUGUCAAUUCAACUGGUCAAUGUUGUCUACAUUAUUGUGCGUCGAAAAAUCGUUAUCAGUUAGCUAAACAACUAUUAGAGUGUGGUGCUAAAGCAGAUGUACACGAUUGGGGUGGAAUUACACCAUUGCAUCGGGCUAUUGCUACAGAUCACCUUGAGAUAGCAAAACUUCUUCUGGAGUAUACAAGCAUGGAAGACGACAAUGUUGGCAAUGAAGUGGGAGAGAAUGAAGAUAAAGACACUGGCCGAAUGUAUUCACCACUGGUUAACUUGACAGAUAAAGAGAAAGCAACACCUUUACAUUAUGCGUGUGAAGAAGGCAGUAUACCAGCUGUUAGCCUAUUGGUGAAUUAUGGAGCCUCGUUUACAUGUAAAAAUAAAGAUGAUAAAACACCGAUAGAUGUUGCACCGGACCACCUACGCUUGAAUAUUUUAAAACAAUUUAAAGUUGAACACUGCACACAAUAACAAAACAAAAUUUCGAACCGGUUACAUUUGUGCCCCCUUUCCCUUUUUGCCUUGUUUAUAAAUUUUUGUACAUGUGUUGCAUUUUAUUAUGUGUGAUAUAGAGAGAGAAAGUUGAAGAAGUCCAUUGCUGUGAACUGUUUAAAAUAUACUUUUUAUGUAUAUGA